This is a messenger RNA of Eurytemora carolleeae, 1703 nucleotides long. Its product is annotated as gamma-aminobutyric acid receptor subunit rho-2. The record is from RefSeq and is a predicted model, not a curated record. Gene Ontology annotation, molecular function: transmembrane signaling receptor activity; extracellular ligand-gated monoatomic ion channel activity; protein binding. Gene Ontology annotation, cellular component: synapse; membrane; neuron projection. Gene Ontology annotation, biological process: monoatomic ion transmembrane transport; nervous system process; signal transduction. Lineage: Eukaryota; Metazoa; Arthropoda; Copepoda; Calanoida; Temoridae. Bases 157 to 1674 code for a protein of 505 amino acids. The transcript is spliced from 19 exons.
ACAUUAGCUUGGGACAAUAUCAACUCUAUACCAUACUACAAGGGUCACAAAUACAGCCUUAUCAGAUUAAAUGAAAAUUUGAAAGAGAAGAAAGGGCGGAAGAAAUGGGAAAUUGUCAGCAUCAAAAAUACUUCUAACAUAAUUGGUGAAACUGAAAUGGUUCCCUUGGGUUCCUCUAUGGCUACAGGCCGACGAAAUUGGACCCUAGCAAAAGAAGUCUGUUCGCUGAGAGUGAUUCCCCUUGAACUAUCAGCUUGUUUUGAUGAUGAGUUUACAUGUACUAUUGAUGGAAAAUGUGUAGAUAUUGAGAAACGUUGUGACAAAUAUCCAAACUGUAAAGAUUUUUCGGAUGAAAUCGGAUGUGACGUGAUUUUACCGCUGGAAAACUAUAAUAAAGAUUUUCCUCCAAUAGAGAUUAAUAAAGACAAUUCAUAUAAACGUCUUCAGGUUCACAUUGGAAUUGAAAUAUCCGCAAUUCUGUCCAUCAAUGAGGUUGAACAAUCGUUUGAGACCAGGUUUCAAUUGACACUUCGUUGGAAGGAUUUUCGUCUAGCAUAUCAGUAUUUAAAGAAUGACUCUAAUUUAAAUACCCUCGCUCAAUCAGAGGUGGAGAAACUCUGGCUUCCUAGGGUAAUUUUUCUAAACACUAAAGCUCGAAUGUUGAGUAAUAUCGAUGAAAGUUCGUUUAUCACCGUUCAACGAAACGAGGAACCCGUUUACAGCGCUUUGUCUAGCCUGGAGAAUGUUGAUCUGUUUACUGGUCAAGGGAAUUAUCUCGUUUUAUCCAGCGGAUAUAAUAUUAAUUGGAUUUGUAAUUAUCAAAUGCAAAUGUAUCCUUUUGAUACUCAGAUCUGCAGUAUGGAGUUCAGGGCAGAAGGAAAUACAAGAAUAAAUGUUGAAGUUGUGAUGGACUAUCUGAGAUAUUUGGGCCCUCAAGAUUUGACUCAAUAUUUUAUACGGCGGACAAAUAUUACAAUAAGACCUGAGGAUGAGGCAGUAGUUGUACAAAUAACCCUAGGAAGACGACUUUUAGGAACUAUUCUGACUGUUUAUAUUCCAACCUUGCUAAUGAUGCUGAUAUCCCAGUCGACAAACUACUUUAAACCAUUCUUUUUUGAGGCAAUAGUAACUGUUAACCUCACUGUUAUGCUUGUACUCGCAACCAUGUUUUUACAAAUAUCUGGGAGUCUACCUGCCACCUCGUAUAUUAAAAUGGUGGAUUUAUGGUUGAUCUUCAAUUUAUGCAUUCCCUUCGUUCUGGUUAUAAUGCACACCUAUAUAGACUAUCUCAGGUCGGAUGCUGACAGGCUGGUCAAUCAUCAUGGUAGAAUGGAGGAAGUAAAAGGAGAGAAGAAUAAUGAAGAACAAAAAGAUAAAACUGUAAAUGUGUCCAAAAUAACAAAACCCAGGGUGGGAAGCGCCAAGAAUGGCUGGAUGUCUCCCCAAGAUUUUGUGGCAGAUUUUAACGGUGGAUUAGUGUCAACAGAUGAAAGAUCCCAGGAUAAAGCGUUGAUGAAAUACUACAAUAUGCUUAGUAAAAUGAGUACUAAUAUGAAGGCUACCAAGUUCAAGAUAUGUAUGUGGUUUGUUCAUUGGGGAGUUCCUCUGAUAGCUUUGGUUCUGUGCUGUGUAUACUGGUAUAUUGGAAUAUUCAGCUACUUUGAACUCCUCUAAACUUUAAUAGAAAUAUAUUUUUUUCUUUA